Messenger RNA from Lucilia sericata (common green bottle fly), 1316 nucleotides. RefSeq names its product peptidyl-prolyl cis-trans isomerase 5. Gene Ontology annotation, biological process: protein folding; protein peptidyl-prolyl isomerization. The record is from RefSeq and is a predicted model, not a curated record. The coding region runs from base 340 to 957 and encodes 205 amino acids. Gene Ontology annotation, cellular component: intracellular membrane-bounded organelle. Gene Ontology annotation, molecular function: peptidyl-prolyl cis-trans isomerase activity. NCBI's taxonomy places the organism in Eukaryota, Metazoa, Arthropoda, Insecta, Diptera, Calliphoridae. The transcript is spliced from 3 exons.
CACUUCUUUAGUUUGGGGGGAGAAAAAAACAAUUGUUUAUCUCAGAUUCAUUCUAUAUAAUUACGUGUCAUUACUCCACAAUCUCCCCAACGAAAACCACAACUAGUGGUCCUGCUCUAGCACUUGUAGUACCCCAGCAGAUCAACUAAAAGCCCAUUUAGUAAAGAGAUAAAAACAACAAAAAAUAUACUGUUAAACUUAAAAUUUAAACAACAAGACAGACGAGAAACGACAUUAAGGGAAAAUACUCUCUCAAUAAACUAACAUUCGUUUGUUGGCUGUUAAAGAUUAAACAACUCUUCAUAGAUCCGGUGUUCAAAUUUUAAAUUAAAGAAAAAAAUGAAAUUUUUAUUAAGUUUAUGCCUGGUGGCUUUGGCCAGUGGCAUUGUUAGUGCCGAUGAAAGUAAAGGACCCAAAGUUACAGAAAAGGUGUUCUUUGACAUCACCAUUGGUGGUGAGCCGGCCGGUCGCAUUGAAAUUGGCUUGUUUGGCAAAACUGUUCCAAAAACUGUAGAAAAUUUCAAACAAUUGUCUGAAAAACCCAAAGGCGAAGGUUAUGUAGGCAGCAAAUUCCAUCGCGUCAUUAAGGAUUUCAUGAUUCAAGGUGGUGAUUUCACACGUGGUGAUGGCACUGGUGGCCGUUCCAUCUACGGUGAACGUUUCGAAGAUGAGAACUUCAAGCUUAAGCAUUAUGGUGCUGGUUGGUUGUCCAUGGCCAAUGCUGGCAAAGAUACUAACGGUUCACAAUUCUUCAUUACCACCAAACCCACUUCCUGGUUGGAUGGUCGUCAUGUUGUCUUCGGCAAGGUAUUGUCUGGCAUGGAUGUUGUACGUAAAAUCGAAAAGGUUAGCACUGAUGGCCGUGAUCGUCCCACUAAGGAUGUUGUUAUUGCCAACAGUGGUUCUUUGCCAGUGCCCGAACCAUUUUCGGUAGCUAAGGCUGAUGCUACUGAAUAGAUUCUGUGAGAGAGUAAUUAGCAGCUUUUAACAAACAGCAGAUGUUUAUUAUUUAAGUUUUCAUGUUUAAGAAUAUUUGCAAAAAUUAAGAUCUGUUUUAAUAAUAAUAAUAAUAAUAAAUGAAAUUAUAUAUUAUAGAAUUAAUUGAAAAAAAAGAAGAUACAAAAAAAGAAAACCAGUUUAUAACUAGGGUAAAAAACACAUUGUUGCAUUUAAUUCUCAUUAAUUAUUAAGAGGGUCUUCCCAUUGUUUUUUAGUUUUUUUCUAAAUAGUUCGUUUAGAACUGAGAAAAUAAUUUGAAAUUCAAAUGAAAAGAAAGUAAUAAAAAACCUGAAAUUAAAUCUCAAACUAAAGUUAAA